Molecule: messenger RNA, 1002 nt
Organism: Aspergillus costaricaensis CBS 115574
Lineage: Eukaryota; Fungi; Ascomycota; Eurotiomycetes; Eurotiales; Aspergillaceae
Product: kinase-like protein
Exons: 4
Coding region: 1-1002 (333 amino acids)
Biological process (GO): protein phosphorylation
Molecular function (GO): ATP binding; protein serine/threonine kinase activity
Source: RefSeq, a predicted model, not a curated record
AUGGUUCCACAGCAGCCUCCUGAGGCUCCUCAGCAGCCCAAGGUCCGGAUUGGAUUGGACCACUUCAAUUUCCUGGCGGUCCUGGGUAAGGGUAACUUCGGAAAGGUCAUGCUGGCAGAGACGAAGAGCACCAAGAGGCUGUACGCCAUCAAGGUGUUGAAGAAGGAGUUCAUCAUCGAGAAUGACGAAGUGGAAAGCACGAAGUCCGAGAAGCGAGUCUUCAUGAUCGCGAACAAGGAGCGUCACCCCUUCUUGCUGAACCUGCACGCCUGUUUCCAGACGGAGACUCGUGUUUACUUCGUCAUGGAAUACAUUAGCGGUGGUGAUCUGAUGUUGCACAUUCAGCGCGGCCAGUUUGGUCUCAAGCGAGCACAGUUCUACGCUGCGGAGGUCCUGCUGGCACUCAAGUAUUUCCACGAGAACGGUGUCAUUUACCGUGAUUUGAAGCUCGAUAAUAUCAUGUUGACCCUGGACGGUCACAUCAAGGUUGCUGAUUACGGUCUUUGCAAGGAGAACAUGUGGUAUGGUGCAACCACGAGCACGUUCUGUGGUACUCCGGAGUUCAUGGCCCCCGAGAUUCUCCUGGAUAAGAGAUAUGGCCGUGCUGUUGAUUGGUGGGCAUUCGGUGUCCUUAUCUACCAGAUGCUUCUUCAACAGUCUCCAUUCCGUGGUGAAGAUGAGGACGAAAUCUACGAUGCUAUUCUUGCCGACGAGCCGCUAUACCCCAUCCACAUGCCUCGCGACUCGGUCUCGAUUCUCCAGAAGCUCCUCACCCGUGAGCCGGAACUGCGUCUUGGCUCCGGACCUACCGACGCCCAAGAAGUCAUGUCCCAUGCCUUCUUUAGGAACAUUAACUGGGAUGACAUCUACCACAAGCGGGUGCCCCCGCCGUUCAUGCCUCAAAUCAGCAGCCCUACCGAUACUAGCAACUUCGACCAGGAGUUCACCAGCGUCACUCCUGUCCUGACACCCGUACAAUCAGGUGCGGAGGGAAGGCACUAG